Trachymyrmex septentrionalis is the source of this 2660-nucleotide messenger RNA. It is a transcript of the gene wcy, whose product is annotated as WW domain-containing adapter protein with coiled-coil-like. The record is from RefSeq and is a predicted model, not a curated record. Bases 703 to 2604 code for a protein of 633 amino acids. Lineage: Eukaryota; Metazoa; Arthropoda; Insecta; Hymenoptera; Formicidae. Gene Ontology annotation, molecular function: chromatin binding; RNA polymerase II complex binding. Gene Ontology annotation, cellular component: nucleus. Gene Ontology annotation, biological process: regulation of autophagy; positive regulation of TORC1 signaling. The transcript is spliced from 11 exons.
GCUCGAUAAUCACGAUAAUUUCGCGACAAUCGCGACGACCGUGCCACGCCGCGUCACGCGUGUUGUAUGUACGUAAACUGGCGAACGUUAGAUAUUCCCGGAGGUGCGUGCGGAUAUUACAGAGGAUCCUUCUAAAAUUCCAUUCUUUUCGACAAAUGCAGUUUUUUUUUCUCGGAAUAUCCGCGGGCAAAUUAGCGGACCGAUAUGAUUGAACUCGCGGCUCGUAUUCGCGUUAACAAACGCGAAUCUCGGAGAAGACGCGUUUCCUGCGAGAUUAUGGAUUCCCGGAAGUUGACGAUUGGCACAAAUGGCUAUAUAGUCGCGAUAAUCGCGUUGGGCGUAUCGUGUCUUAAGCUUGUGUAAACUCUCGGCUUUCGGCGCUCGGUGCUCGCUGAAACGAUUGGUUUAGUGUGCUGUACACGUAUAUACAUAUAUUGAUAUACGCCAUAUAUAUUAUAUAUAUAUAUAUAUAUAUAUAUAUAUGUAUACAUUUAUGGAACUAAACAAUAUCCGCCGCGCACCUUCGUGCUCCACGUCCCUGGACGUGAUCGGAGCUCCCCCACCAGCGGGGUGCGCUCACUGCGCGCACGCCGUCGCGCGAACGUUUCGUCCAAGUCGUCCGGCAGCGGCCGAGCACGUAUGUGACAUGGCGUCCGGGUAGAAAGAAAGUUUAACUGCUAAAUAAACGUUAAUGUUGUUUUUAUGACACUGACCGAACGAAAAGGGAACAUCCGAGGCCGCGAAUUUCCCACAGACACUGGCAUUGAUGGUAAUGCAUGCGAGGAAACCUCAAAGGAUCAGCGAUGGAACUCAAAGUACAGCAGUUCUAAGGGUGGCUAUUCUUCCUCGACCACGUCAUCGGACAGUCGCUACGAAGGACGUAUGCGCGACUCUCCAAAUGGUAACUCUUACAGUCCAGCCGGCAGCUUGGGAAUGGGCAUGGGGACGGACCGGGACAGCCCUCGGAAUUACACAUCCAAGCCUCUUUAUAAGAAGGAGAGAGAAAAUAGAGACUAUAAACUAUCCUCCUCUAGGGACAAGUAUUCCGAUUGUGCACGAUCCCUAAAAGACAAGAGAAGCCGUGAGAGCAGGGAUUCAGAACACAGGACCAACCAUGAUAGGAGUAGUGGGGAGAUCUUACAUCCCUUAAAAUUAUCAUCAAAUUCAUCAAGGGAAUCUUCAUCCCAGAGAAAACCAUCACACAAUUCCUGUCAGGAUAAACGUGGUGAUGAGCGAGGAGGUGCAACGGAACGGACAGCCAGAUUUGGCGAUUGGUCCGAACACAUGAGUUCGUCAGGAAAGAAGUAUUAUUACAACUGCAAGACGGAAGUUUCUCAAUGGGAAAAACCACGGGAAUGGAUCAGUCGAACAGAUAAUCGUCAACGCCAAUCUAGUGACUAUUCUUCUAGGUCAAGUCAUGAUAAACAUUCCAACUCGCGAUCAAAUAGCAGUAGCAGUAUGCGAGAUGGUAAAUCGUCGCGACAGUCUGACAAACGAGAAUACUGGAGCUUAUGUAGCGCGAGCGGUGGUGGCAGUAGCAGAGAUGAUGUUUCUGCAAGGGAGAGGGAGCGGGAAAAAGAACGGGAAAGAGAACGAGAACGAGAAAGAGAGCGAGAACGUGAACGUGAACGAGAAAGGGAAAGAGAAAGAGAAUCUAGAGAAUGUAGAGAAGAAGUUAGUGUAGAACGCCAAACUCAAGAUAUGGAUAUCUCGCCAGGUGAUUCUACACCUACUUCGGAACCUUUAACGUCAUCCUGCGCUCAUGAUCCACUGCCACAAGGCCCUGUUCUCCUGGCCGCUGCGUUACCUCGAUUAACAUCACAUCCAUCGUCAACAACACCACAGGCAACUGGAAAACUUAGUUCGCCAACGCAACAACAGGGAAGUAGUAAUGCUCCGGGACCACCGGUGUCACUAGCAAAUCUCCCAAGACUACUGUCACAAAUUACGGGCAACAAAGAACAACCUGACAUCACACCACAAAAAGCGUUACAGACAAUUCAAACAGCUAUCUUGCUAUCCCGACAACAGUCUGUUAGUGGGGAUCGAACUAAUACUGGAAGUGAUGUGAUGGUUCCAUUAAAAGUUGAUACAAGUGGCAAUAUUACCAGCGAGGGUCCACCUACUCCCACACAUUCAGAAACCCAGGAUUGUAUUGAUGCGCGAAAAUUGACAAGUCCUGGAGGAACGAAUUCCGGAGUACAAGGUCUAAGCUCCUUGCAAAGUCUCAGUACAUUAGGUUCUCUUGGAAAUUUGAGUAAUACAGGAGGUUUACAGGCAUUGUCAAGAGUACAGCCUCCUUUAACACCUUCUUUAACACCAUCUCUCGCUAAUCAUUACCGGGAAGACUUGACACAGCAUGUGCGUGCUUUUCCCGCUGAUAUUCUCGAAAAACAGGCACAGAAACUUAGUGAGGAAGCACAUACAAUGGGCAGUUUGCAGUGUACGAGAGUGUCCGCAGAAUUGAAGACGGCACGAUCGAUAGUGAGGCUGACAGAAAUUCAGGCAACGUUACAGGAACAAAGGAUAUUAUUCCUCCGUCAACAAAUUCAAACACUAGAGGAGUUAAAAUCCCAAAAUUCCUUCAUGUCUGAUGAUUCUUAGUGUAAGAAUCUUUAUAAAAUAAUUAUGAUUACAAUCUAUAAUUAAUUCAAGCAAAA